UUCUCUCAGUUCCCUGUCACUCACACUUGUGGUUUCCUCCACGUGACUUACUUGAAAUGAUCUCUAGUCUUCAUUACAAGAAGAAGAAGCGGCCGCACUGACAAGGCUCUGCGUGACCUGGGGCGCUGCCUGUGACCUCCAGAGUUGGGGUGUUAGGGAGUCAUUCCUGCCCUCCUGGUGGUGCCAGCUCUUACAGUCUAGCAGACUUUUUUACAAAAAAUUUUUCUAACAAAUUGAGCUAAAUUUGGACUAUACCAUAUCGGACAGGUGUCAGGCUGGAUUUUAGGGGUGGCCUGUGUGCUGUCUGUCUCUAACUGAGGACCCUGGCUUCAUCUCGGUGCUGGUCUUACAUCUUCCUGGAAGUCUCAUCUAUAACUAUUUGUGGGCACCACCUCUGUCUCCUCCCACCCAUGGUCUACUGGUCCUUAAGUCAUCUUAUGUGGCUUCAUUGACUUCUGAGCUCCACAGUCUGCACAGGAUGUCACAGCUGUCCCCGUCCACCAGCGGUUCUUACCCUAGAAGUGCGCACAACACGUCUGGAUCAGAGGCAGAUGUUCUAUCUCAGGGCUCGGACGUAUGUAACAGAAAAGUACGAAGAAGGGAAAAAAACAGAGUGGCCGCCCAGAGAAGCCGCAAAAAACAGACACAAAAAGCUGACAAGCUACAUGAGGAAUAUGAAUGUCUGGAGCAAGAAAACUCUUCACUGAAAAAGGAGAUUGGGAAACUCACUGAUGAACUCAAACAUCUAAGCCAGGUCUUAAAGGACCAUGAACAGAUAUGUCCUUAUCUCCACUGCCCGGUGAACUUUGUGACUGUGCCCAGAAUGACAGAUGCCUUAGCUGGCUGCUUACCUCGAUGAUUCCCAUCCGCAUCUGGACUAUUCCUUUAACAAUGUUUCUCUUAUGGAUUUACCAUUGGGAUUGGGAAAAAAAAAACCUCUGUGAAGCUUCUGAGGCGUCAUGUGAAGAUAUCCAUGCUUUGGUUUACAUGGGACGUGUCCUGAGGCCAAAGUAAUUGAUCACUGCUGCCUUAAUUUAUGACUCUCUACUGAAUGUAAUAGUAAUAAGUGAAUGCACUGACAAUGUAAUUGUAAAUUCACAAUUUGCUAAUUUAGAUCCCUAAUUCUGUGAUGAUUAAUUUUUUUUUAUAUGUUCUUAUAGUAGUUGGGCACCAAAUUCCCUGCAUUGAUGUGGAAUUAAGGGUCCAUUCACACGACCGUAUUUCUGGGUCAGCAUCUAUUCUGCAAUUUUGUGUGAAUGGUCCCUAAAUAAGAACAUUCUGUUUAGCCGCAACCACCACUAGGGGGAGCUUACUUCGUACUCUUUUAUUAUUAAGACCACUGUAUAAACAGUAUGCAGUAAGCUCAUAGGCUCCCUCUAGUGGUGGUUGUAGGAAGCUAAAAUUUUAUAAUUAAAAGCAUACCUAAACUUCCACAUAGCUUUCCAGAAUAAGCUGCCAUACAUAAGCGAUAGAACUAUAUCUGACCGUUAUAUGACUGUAUCUGGCAUUUUUUAGAAGUAAGAAAACCAAAAGACAGCAAACAUAUACCUACAAAUCAUGUGUAGAACCAUAAUCACAAAACCAACCAAGAGCAAUGAACCACACA
Molecule: messenger RNA, 1606 nt
Organism: Bufo gargarizans (Asiatic toad)
Lineage: Eukaryota; Metazoa; Chordata; Amphibia; Anura; Bufonidae
Gene: BATF3
Product: basic leucine zipper ATF-like transcription factor 3
Exons: 3
Coding region: 479-859 (126 amino acids)
Biological process (GO): regulation of transcription by RNA polymerase II
Cellular component (GO): nucleus
Molecular function (GO): RNA polymerase II cis-regulatory region sequence-specific DNA binding; DNA-binding transcription factor activity, RNA polymerase II-specific
Source: RefSeq, a predicted model, not a curated record